UUGAGCUCGAAGUGGUUUAUCCUGUGAAACCAGCUUCGAACCGGCAUCAUGAAGUGGAUGGUCGUAGCCUUGCUCUGCCUCCCGCUCUUGGAGGCAGCUUUGCUGAGGAUCCCCCUGACGAAAAUGAAGACUAUCCGUGAGACCAUGAAGGAAAAGGGUGUGCUCAAAGAUUUUCUGAAAACCCACAAGUAUGACCCCGGCCAGAAGUACCGCUUUGGCAACUUUGGUGACUUCAGUGUACUCUACGAGCCCAUAGCCUACAUGGACGCAGCCUACUUUGGCGAGAUCAGCAUCGGGACUCCACCCCAGAACUUCCUGGUCCUUUUCGACACUGGCUCCUCCAACCUGUGGGUGCCUUCUGUCUACUGCCAGAGCGAGGCCUGCACCACACACCCCCGCUACAACCCCAGCGAAUCCUCCACCUACUACACCGAAGGCCAGACCUUCUCCCUGCAGUACGGCACCGGCAGCCUCACCGGCUUCUUCGGCUACGACACCCUGACUCUCCAAGGCAUUCAGGUCCCCAACCAGGAGUUUGGCCUCAGUGAGACCGAGCCCGGGACCAAUUUUGUCUACGCACAAUUCGAUGGCAUCAUGGGCCUGGCCUACCCCAGCCUGUCUGCAGGGGGCGCCACCACCGCCCUGCAGGGCUUGUUGCAGGAGGGCGCUCUCUCCCAGCCCCUCUUCGGUGUCUACCUCGGCAGCCAGCAGGGAUCUAAUGGUGGACAGAUUGUUUUCGGAGGUGUGGAUGAGAACCUGUACACUGGAGAGAUCACCUGGAUUCCUGUCAUCCAGGAGCUCUACUGGAAGAUUAGCAUUGACGAAUUCAUCAUUGGUGGCGAGGCCUCUGGCUGGUGCUCUGAUGGCUGCCAAGGCAUUGUGGACACAGGCACCUCUCUGCUCACCAUGCCCCCCCAGUACCUGAGUGACCUUCUGCAGACCAUCGGAGCCCAGGAAGGAGAGUACGGAGAGUAUUUUGUGAGCUGUGACAGCGUCAGCAGCCUGCCUACCCUCAGCUUUGUCCUCAACGGUGUCCAGUUCCCUCUGUCACCCUCUUCCUACAUCCUGCAGGAGAAUGGCUACUGCAUGGUGGGCCUUGAGUCCUCCUAUCUGACCUCUGAGGAUGGCCAGCCCAUCUGGAUCCUCGGGGAUGUCUUCCUCAGGUCUUACUACGCCAUCUUCGACAUGGGCAAUAACAGGGUGGGCCUCGCCACUGCCGUCUAGACUUGCCAUCUGGACACCCCGGGCCUUUUCCCCUCUCAGCCUUCCCCCCGCUUGUGAGGGGUACCCUACCCUCUGUCCUUGCUCUCCACAUCCAGUCUCCCCUUCCUGUACCUUAGAC
Messenger RNA from Peromyscus maniculatus bairdii (prairie deer mouse), 1342 nucleotides. It is a transcript of the gene Pgc, whose product is annotated as progastricsin. Gene Ontology annotation, molecular function: aspartic-type endopeptidase activity. NCBI's taxonomy places the organism in Eukaryota, Metazoa, Chordata, Mammalia, Rodentia, Cricetidae. The record is from RefSeq and is a predicted model, not a curated record. Gene Ontology annotation, biological process: proteolysis.